Molecule: messenger RNA, 8746 nt
Organism: Coregonus sp. 'balchen'
Lineage: Eukaryota; Metazoa; Chordata; Actinopteri; Salmoniformes; Salmonidae
Source: the annotation of a GenBank genome assembly
AUGUCACUAGCAAAGCAGUCACAAACGUGGUUCCCAACUCAUGUCCAAGCCACUGUUCUCCAAGCAACUGACCUACAAGCUAAGGGUAAGCAUGGCACCAACGACGCCUACGCUAUCAUCCAGCUGGGCAAAGAGAAGUACUCAACAUCUGUGGCAGAGAAAACACUCAACCCAGUGUGGAGAGAAGAAGCCUCCUUUGAACUGCCUGGUCUGCUUCUGGAGGGAAAUCCAGAAAUCUACGAACUAUGCCUUAUUGUGAUGCACAGGUCCCUGGUGGGGAUGGAUAAAUUCCUGGGCCAGAGUACCAUCAAUCUCAAUGAGAUUUUUGAUAACAAAGAGCGAAGGAAAACUGAGUAAGUAUCACCAACUAAUCAAACUAAAGAAUAUUUUUCCCUUUCAAGGAAGUUUCAGAACAAAAGUACACCUGGUGUCCGCGGGUCCUUAAGUCUUAAUCUUAAAUGAAUUUAUCUGAUUUAAGUCUUAAAAUGUCUUAAAUUAUGUUUCAAAAGUCUUAAAUGCGACAUAACUGACUACAGUGUUUCUGUUAUAUUGUGCCGCUGCUUAAUUGUUGCCACCGCGGUAAAAAAGAAAAACAAUUGAACAUCAAAUAAUACUUGAGGUGCACUUUCAAGAUGUUAGAGCUAUCUACCUCUGUGCACCAUUUUAGAUGAGCUAGCUAACUUUUUUUAUGUCUUACUUGGCACUGCAAAAUGUCAGUCUAGGCAUGGAAACCGUAAAUUACUUGGUAAUAGGAAAUACAUUUAUUUCCAUGACAGAAUUAAAAAGCAAUUUUGGACUGACCAAUGUAGAUAUUUUCCAAUACAUUCAACUUAAAAGCUUCAUAUCACGAAAUUACGAUUUGGUUAUGGUAUUGAGUAUCAUUAUAGCUAGUAUUGGUAUCGAAGCCAAAAUUCUAAAUGCUUAGAGUUUGUGAUCUAGCUAAUGAUUAUCCCAUUGGGGUAGCCUAAACAAAUGCAGAUGGGCAACCCCAUGCUUCAGUCAUCUAUAGCCUAGCCACUAUGCUACUAUAUCCGUUAGGCUACAGGAGAAUGCACGUUGCUAAAAUAGCACACCUGCCUGAUAAUAUGAGCAUUGUAGGUUAUAACCUUUGGUGAAGGAGCCAGCCCUGAAAAUACUACUUUUUCCCAACAUGGGGUCAUUUCUGGAGGGAAAUAUUAGCAGGUGUGUGGCGUGCGCAGACCUCAAAAUUGGCAUUAAAUUGCAUUCCAAGUGGCAUUAAAGGUCUUAAAUUAAAUGUAAUCGAACGUGCAGAUACCCUGAGUACAGUACAACUUUAUAACUGUUAAAUAGGAAAUGUGUCUUCUGCUCUGCUCUCCACACGCACAAACACACAGACCACAAAGCUUCCCUAGUCACAUUGAACAAUGCUAGGCCUUUGGUUUCUUAGUUCUGUAUUUUGAUGUUUCAGGAACAGCAAAGAGUAGGAAGGAGGGUGGAUUUACGGAACUAUCUUGUUCAUGUCAUGUGGCUAACCUGCAGAAAUACCAUGGAACAUGUUCAUAUUUCAGAUUAUGAUUCAGAGAGUAGGGUAGACUAGCCUAAAUCACCUGAUGGUUUGGAAAAAAUUGUUACACACAGAGAGCAUGUGGUCUGGUGGGGUCAUGUCUUGAGUUCUGACCCUAAUCACCAUGGUGUCGCUGUGGUCAGCUUUCCACACGUUUUCAUGCGGGCAUAAUUGUAUGAAUAAAGAUUCUUAUAUUCAAAACCACCUCCAUUUCUCCACUUUAGGCUAGGCCCAAAGUUUGGGCCCCAAACAGAAGUUGCCAGUACAUCUGUCUUGUUGUGACAUAGGUUACGCCAUUGUGUUCGUUGAAAGAUGUGUAAUUGAGUUGACUUGGGUGUAGUCUUUGUCGUUGGUGAACUAGUCCAGCGAGAACAGCAGUGAACAGGCUAUCAGAUUAUUUCUGGGUCUUGUCACAGCAGAGGUGCUAAUACAGCAAACUGUUCCACCUCAAUUCCAGUAAUCACACAAUUAACAAAUGGCCAUACUGUCCUUGCUUAUUCUUGCCUUAUACAGGAAUUGAGAUGGUAAACUGGCAUUUACUGACAUGGCAUCGGCAGAAUAUUGUGGUGUGUUCCUUUGGGUAUUAGCCAAUGCUAACUGAAUGUGGUGGAGCUGGCCAGACAUGUCUUGUUACUAAUUCUGAUUCGAAUUAUAAUCGUUUUUCCAGUGGUGUGAAUGUAUGGAGAAAACCACUACACCAGCUCCACCCAAUCCAGGGCGCUACAUAAAGUUAUUUUGGCUGUGUAGAAUUACCAUUGCACAACGUGUUGUAGUUAGCUAGGCCUACAUGAUGAGUAGCCUAAGCCUACAUUCUGCUCCGAGGAACAGGAACAUAGUUAGGAGGAUCUGGUGUCAAUUAGCCAUCAGUACAUUUCAUCAUGCAAACACAUUACCACACUUCCUCUUUACCCGCUAGUUGGGGAGGAUUGCGAUAUGUCAUCAUCAACUGUUGAUGGUUGUAUUUAUUUAAGGUGCCAGAGCUGAUGCACCUCCAGGGUUUGCAGUUAUUCAAGUCCAGAGCUGAUGUGGAGAUGUCAAUGUACUGGAAUUUAGUCAUCCACACAACUGACUCGCAUAGAAUGAGCCAGAGGCCUAAGGCUACUCUUGUGCUACCAUAUACUAGAGCAGUUCCAGUUUGCUAGCCAGCUGUGUACAUUCGCUGUGUUUUCAAGCAGACACAUGGGGAGGAGAGUCCAUCUUGACAUCGGAGUAGGCAGACCCUAAUUAUCGCACACCUGUGUUUGUUGAUUGUGAGGAGUUUCCCAGCGGUCUGGGUAGAGUGGGAGUAUUGUGGUUCCAGGCAGAGGGAGGUUUAUCUUGGCCUUGACACCCAUGUGAAGUACAGGGCUGGCCCCCUCUCAGCAGCAUGCUGUGUGGCUCCUAGAUCAUGCUUCAGAGGACAGAGCCCACUACUAUGGGAAUUAGGCUGGCUAGACCAAGAGAGGCCCAUGCCACGGCGGUUCUUUGGCCACUCAGUCCGAGCACAGUUUAGGGCCAAAAAUAUCAUCCCUGUCCACGUUCUGUCCACUUUUCCCAUGACAGAAGUAGACUAAAGCUUGAACAGACAGAGGUUGUGCUCGUUGAGGAAUUGUGGAAUUUGCCAGAACACCUAUGCUGUUUGAGAGGUGGUUUAAAUGUUGACUUUGUAUUUUGAGUGAGGUUUGUUCCUAGUUCUACAGUUCUGCAAUCAACAAACCCUUGGUUUGUAUAAGCUAGGCCUAGGCUAUGGAGAAGCCAUCACUCUCAUUAGCAUGUAUGAGUUGCAUGGUUGUCCUGCACCAUUGCCUUUAGAAUUUCCCAAUUGCUUGUCAUAGCAGUUCUGAACAAAGGUCAGAUUUGUGCAAAUGUCACCCCUUUUUCUCACAGCAAAGGCAUCAAUCGUAUUACUUCCAGCAGGCGAAGCAAAGAGGUUAAACAAACAGGAGCAGAAUGGCCUCGACGAACCAUAUUAUUCAACAUUCUUUUCGAGAUUACAGUUUGCAGGGAAUUAUGUUUAUCCCUCGUAUAAUAUGCAUUCUCAGGGAGGCGAAAAGCUUCAAAUUACGUGGCCUGUGGAUUUAUUUGGAGUGAAAUUGGUGAGUUCCACCGCAGACAUUUUACCCUAGUCAUUUAUUGAAUACAUAAGGGUUGUUGCUGUUCCACAGGGAAACGUGUCAGACACUGAGACAGUUUUUGGUCUCCACUCUACUAAUUUUUUCAAAAUGAAGCAGCUCAACUCCGUUAUGUACUCUCAGAUUUCUGUAUUGUACCUUUUAAUGAUAGUUUUCACCUCCAAAUGGAUGCAGCAUAUCACCUUGAUGAAAAUAUGGCAAAGCCUAGAAUUUAGAUGCAUUAAAUAAUAGGCCUAUAUUUUCUACCGAUUUUUAAACCACUUACACCAAUAUUGGAAAACAUGUUUAAAAUGUAUUCAUUUAAAAAAGGAUGGAUACGUAUCCACCACUGUUGCCAUGACAAACCUAAAUUAAUUCAGAAUAAAAAUGUUGCUUUGUUUUAGCACCCAACAAUGGCACCUGAUGUUUUCUUUGAAUCUUAUAUUCCUGUAUUCAUUUUAAUGUGCCACAUACACAAUUUACAGAUGGCUAAUAAUUAUCCGUCUUCCCUUCUUUCAGCUGGUACUCCUUGGACUCCAGGCCAGGGAAGAAGAGGAAGGAGAGAGGGAAGAUCCAGGUCGGCAUCCAGUUCGUGAGGAACAACAUGACGGCCAGCAUGUUUGACCUCUCCAUAAAGGACAAGCCCCGCUCGCCCUUCACCAAACUCAAGGACAAGAUGAAGGGCCGCAAGCACGACGGUGGUUUCUCCGACACCUCCUCAGCCAUCCUGCCCCGCUCCGCCAUGUGUGACUCGGAGACCCUUCGCCGGCCCAGUGCUCCGGACCAUCAGCCCCAGCCAGAGCCCAAGGUCAAGAGACCCUUACUGGCCGGCUCCCAUACGCUCUCUGCAGCCCACUCCAUGUCCGACCUCAUUGGCACCCACUUCCGCCCCAAGCUGGACUCUAUGAACUCCAUCGGGCAGCUGGGUAAGGACAGCAGCUUCCUCUAGUAUUAGGCCUAUUUUAGUAUUUUCUUGGAUUAGCCUACAUGUAUCGGAUGAGUACCCCUAAGGACCGAUCGUUUUUUUGCCUGUGAUUUAGAAUUGUUUCCAUGAAUAUUUCAGGUAUAUUGUUUGUGUUUGACAGAGAAAGGGAGUGGUGCUGCCCCUCACAGGCGCUCCCAGGGCGAGGUGCCAGGCUACCAGGACAACGAGGCGCACAGUGACCCUUUUACUGAUAUCAGCGACAGCCUGCCGCAGAAGUACGCCACCCUCCCACGCAACCGCAACCCUUUGGAGGGGGAGAAGGGCCAGCUGUGGGACCGAGGGGAGAAGAAGGAGAAGAAGGAGAAGGUCAGCCUGCUGGAACGUGUGACCGGGAAGAAGGAGGGACGCAAGACCCACAACGGGGGGUGUUCGGGCAGCUCUGGAGACCUGCGCACAACCAACCCCUUCAGCAGCGACUCUCAGGGCGACACCCAACCAACCAACCCCUUCCUCUCACACUACAAAGCAAGGUAACGCUUUUCACGUCCACACCACCAUGUUUGGUGUCCAAGCCAGGGUCAUGUUCAUUAAGCACCAAACGGAAGAAAAGGAACUGAAACGGGUAGGGACUACCUGGACUUAUCUAAUAAGAAACGCUAGAGAUAGAAAUAGUCCACAUAGAACAGCUCUACUGCUUCUUAGACUUGCUUUCAAUAAGAAUGCAGAUCUGUAACAUUUCUAUGUGAAUUUGGUAGGGUCCCCCAAAAAGUUACAUAAUGCAGCUUUUAACAGCGGCCAUCAUACACUACCUCUGUGGUCAUUUAGGUUUAAGGCAGAUGAUACGUGGUGGUUUAAACAAUGGUGGGCAGGUUAUUGGUAUUAUAACACUCAGCCACAGGUAAAUAUGAUUUGAUGUAUUUGCUGAUUUUGUAAUUCAGUGUGCAUGGAUGUUUUGCAGUGAUAAAAAUCCCACCACUAAUGAAGACAUCCGAAAGGCAAGCGAGAACCACGGCAAGAAACAUGUAAGAGAUCAUAAUUUACACACUUUUUUGUGAACUAAUCUCAAAGAAAAUGAAGGGGGGGGGGGGGGGGAAAACAAGAAGAAGAAAAGCAUAGGCCUAGUUUUUUGGGGAACUUGCUCUGAGGUUCAGAACACCAACUUUUAAUUGAGUAGCUCUCCCCGAUCUCGCUUGACAUUGCAGCUGGUGAUGUUGGUCUCUGAGCUGAUGUCUGUUCCGUCUUUGACACUUCACUAUGAGUGUCAUUAAACUAAUGAACAGCUGAAAACACUGGUCAUCAUCUCUGAUCGGCUCAUCAUUUGAAACAGUGUGAUGUUUCGGUCUCUAAGGUCAGGUGAAGUACUGGUACCGUAAUUGGAACACUUUUUUUUUUUAUUCAGGACAAAUCUGUAUGAAGUUGUCAUUGGUUUGAUGAGGGCGGGUUAUUUGCCACCUUAGUUUUGUCACUUUCUGCCCCCCCCCCCCCCCCCCCCAAAGAAAAAGAAAAAAAUAAGAAAGAACGCUCUCAUGGUGCUUAAUUCUAGUAGUUGCUGGCCAUUACACUGCAGAAUUAGUAUUAACAUGGUAAGAGAACAGCGUCCGAAGUGAUGUUGAAAUGAGAAGCGGAUGCAGAUAAUGGAUUUCCUCACCUCUCGUUGAGGAGUUGUCUUAACCACAUGUGCCCCUCCGUACACUGCACUAGCAGAAAUGAACUGGCAGUUCCAUUUCCUCUGCUUUCAGGCCCUAGCUAAUUAACCAGUCAGUGAGGGAGGAGGGGAGGAUAGUGAAAGAUUUAAGGACGGAUCUUUUAAAUACUCAAAGCAGGGCUCAUUAGAAGCAGUAAGAAUGCCAAGUGUGCUCGCCUUAUCUCCUCCUCACUACUGAUUGCGGAAUAAUUGUCAGUACUUUGGUAGUUGAUGGUCAUUUCCAGGCCUCUGUCACCAGCCACUACAGCUCCUGGCUGUAGCUUUAUAUAAUGUCUGGGGCUCUUUGGCAUGUGUGUAACGGACACAAUUGCUCGUACAGUAUAAUGAAACUGAGCUGGUAACUUGAUUUAUGUUUGGAAAGUCUCUCAGCGGAAUUGGUUGUCUUCAUGACUUGUCAGCUCUUCAAUUUCUCUGGAAGUGCAAAAGGCCUAUUUCUCAGUAUAAUUUAACUUUGUCUCCAAAAGCAUUUUCACUUCCACAGUAAGCAGUUGCUAAACCCCCAAUCACACCACCUGUUUUUCUCUGAUUAAAAACGUGAGGCACAUUACUUAGCUACUUUCAACUUUGGCUGCCCAGAAAACUACAGCAAAAUAACUUGAAGCGUAGCUACGAUGAAGGAGCGCAGCACACCUAGCAUGUCCACAUACCAUUGAAAACAGUGGAAAUAAAAGUGCUGGCAUGUUUAGUGUGAUCCCCGCCUUAGUCUUCUUUUGUUUGGACAUAGACUCUAUGGAUGGGACCCUCACAUUUUAGUUUAUUUGUUUCUCAUACUUGGAAGAGAUACAGUAACUGUGGUCCGGCACUUGGUCUUCUUCACAUCGUAGACACCGCACAGCGAUGGCAGCUUGGUUUGGGCACGGGGAAGGAGACUAAGUGAGGUAUUUAAAACAGGUUGAUGACUGUAUCUGCCUGGGGGACGAUGUCCAUUGUUGAAGCGAUAAUGUGGUACCUCAUUAAAAAAAGAUUACAGCUCCUCUUGUCCCCCCCGUAAUGGGAUCGGCACAGACUGUGAUGCACCCGGUCCUCUAAAGAACAAAUUCCUCCAAAAUAGUUUGGUUGCAUCUUUCUUUUCGUGUUCAUUAGUAUGACCUUUUGUUCCGUGAAUUCCGUAAAUAUGCGCUCUGUCGUUUCCAGUCAGCUUCCACAUUUUUUGUCUUAAUUACUGUUUUCUGCAUGGUUUAAUUUGAAUGUGAUGCUUUUGUCUACCAGCUGGUCAAGGUCUCUGUCUAGGCUGGUUUGGGAGGAGGAUAUGUGCUUUAAGAUUUAAAGAGGGAAUGGGGGUUGAAAGCUUUUUAUUUUCUAGAAACAGAUACUAAAACAUCACAUUCCUUGCCAUAGGAUUCCUGAUUGUUCGAGCCAUCUAUGAUUUUCUUAUUAACACUAUUGUGACUUGGGCAGAUCAAACACCUGAAAUGAAAUACAAUGGCAUUGACAGUGCUAACAAACCUGUGGAGUCACAGGCUCUCAAUUAGUCCUGAUUGCCACCAGGGUAUAAUGCAUUCACCAUGCAUUUUUCUAACACCUUUAAUUAGGCAGUUAGUCUGUCUGCCAUAAUAGGAGGGAUUCCCUGGCCUAGCCCACCUUCCAUCUUGCUUUAGCGCUAAUUUAUAUUUAGCUUUAUUUUUCUAUUCCUCAUCGAAAACAACUGUCUCUGUAAUUGUCUCAUAUCUCAAGACGCGUUUGGAGUAAUAUACUUUUUGUAAAUGGUGCUAUCAAUGUUGAACUCCUCAUAAUGUCUGUGGUUUGCACCCGCAGGAGACAAAGCAGAUGAGCGUGGCUUCCUAUAGCAACCUAUCUUUCGAUGAGGUGGUGCAUGAGCUCAUCAAGCAGAAGGAGGUGGUGAAAAAGAAGGACGCGCAUAUCCGUGAACUGGAAGACUACAUUGAUAACCUGCUGGUGCGCGUUAUGGAGGAGACGCCGAGCAUCCUACGGACACCCUACGAGCCCAAGAGGAAAGCGGGGAAAAUCUCCAAAAAGAAGUAGGGUCCAAAAGAUAGGGUCUUGUUACAGUUAUGUCCCAUCCUAGCCAUUUAAAAAUGUAUUGUGGGUAUAGAGCAAAAAAAAUGAAGAGAAGGGGAUUGACCCCCUUUAUAUCAUCAUUUUGAUUUGAUUUCUUUACAAACACUGUAUUGAUGCAGCUUAUACAGUUUUAUAUGUUUGGUAUGCUUUGAUUUGAGUUUACACCAGUUUCCCCAACAGAAAAUGAUUGGGGAGUGAAGUACUAUACCCGACUACAUAAAUAUCUGACAUUUGACUUGCAUUUUAGCUAACCCCAUGGCUGUCCCAUAAUGAUAGAUAGACUAACCUCUGAAUCAGUUGCUGUAGAGUGAUCCGCUCCUGCCUGACCGUUUUCCCAAGGUGGACACGUUUUCACAAUAGUGUAUACAAUAGACCUGUGCACUUUCGCACACAUAUAACAUGGGAAAAACACCGACAGCUUCUGAAGCGAUUGUGUGUACAUGGAACCACCAUCAAGCUCGAUUUGCAUUUCAACACUAAGG